CCGAGGCCCCGGCCCCCAGCAUGAACGUGAUCGACCAUGUGCGGGACAUGGCGGCCGCGGGGCUGCACUCCAACGUGCGCCUCCUCAGCAGCCUCCUGCUCACCAUGAGCAACAAUAACCCACUGAGCAGCUAUGUUUCUGGGAUGAUUUUGAUAUCCUGCCGGGAAGCAGAGAGAGAGAAGAUGACCUUGCAGUUUGUACUAGCACUAAAAUUCUUGCUAAUGGUAUAGAAAGUAACCUUCUAACGUUUGGGAAGUUCUCAAAAUAAUUUUUGGCCAAGUCUGUGUGGGGGAACUAUUGUCUCCAUCUCAAAAAUACCAGCUUUUGGUGUACCAUGCUGACUCCCUCUUUCAUGACAAGGAAUAUCGUAAUGCUGUUAGCAAGUACACCAUGGCCUUACAACAGAAGAAAGCCUUAAGUAAAACUUCAAAAGUUAGACCUUCAACAGGGAGUACAACAUCAACGCCACAAAGUCAGAGUCUUCCAUCUGAAAUUGAGGUGAAAUAUAAAAUGGCUGAAUGUUAUACAAUGUUAAAGCAAGAUAAAGAUGCCAUUGCUAUAUUGGAUGGGAUCCCUUCAAGACAGAGAACCCCAAAGAUUAACAUGAUGUUGGCAAACUUGUACAAGAAGGCAGGUCAGGAACGCUCCUCUGUUACCAGUUACAAGGAAGUGCUGAGACAGUGCCCGUUAGCUCUCGAUGCCAUACUAGGUUUGCUCUCCCUUUCUGUAAAAGGUGCAGAAGUGGCAUCUAUGACGAUGAAUGUAAUUCAGAGUAUCCCUAACUUGGACUGGCUUUCCGUGUGGAUCAAAGCCUAUGCCUUUGUGCACACAGGAGACAACACCAGAGCAAUCAAUACCAUCUGCUCUUUAGAGAAAAAGUCCUUACUGAGGGAUAACGUGGACCUACUGGGGAGCUUAGCAGAUCUGUAUUUCAGAGCUGGAGAUAAUAAAAACUCAAUUCUAAAAUUUGAACAGGCACAAAUGCUGGAUCCCUACCUGAUAAAAGGAAUGGAUGUAUAUGGAUAUUUACUAGCACGUGAAGGGCGGCUGGAAGAUGUGGAGAACCUGGGUUGCCGGUUAUUCAAUAUUUCUGAUCAGCAUGCCGAGGCUUGGGUGGUCUCAGGGUGUCAUAGUUUCUACAGUAAAAGAUAUUCCCGGGCCCUGUAUUUAGGAGCCAAGGCUAUUCAGCUGAAUAGUAAUAGCGUACAAGCAUUGUUGCUUAAGGGAGCAGCGCUCCGGAAUAUGGGCCGAGUUCAGGAGGCAAUAAUACACUUUCGAGAGGCCAUACGCCUUGCUCCUUGCAGGUUGGACUGUUACGAAGGUCUCAUUGAAUGUUAUUUAACAUCCAACAGCAUUCGUGAAGCAAUGGUCAUGGCCAACAAUGUGUACAAAACUCUGGGGGCAAAUGCACAGACCCUUACGCUAUUAGCAACCGUGUGUCUCGAAGAUCCUGUCACGCAAGAGAAAGCCAAAACUUUGUUAGACAAAGCACUGACCCAGAGGCCAGAUUACAUUAAAGCUGUGGUGAAGAAAGCAGAGCUCCUUAGCAGAGAACAGAAGUAUGAAGAUGGAAUUGCUUUGUUGAGGAACGCCCUUGCCAACCAGAGUAACUGUGUCUUGCAUCGCAUUCUGGGAGAUUUCCUUGUAGCCGUCAAUGAAUAUCAAGAAGCAAUGGACCAGUACAGUAUUGCUUUGAGUUUGGACCCCAAUGACCAGAAGUCCCUGGAAGGGAUGCAGAAAAUGGAAAAGGAGGAGAGUCCCACCGAUGCAACCCAAGAGGAGGAUGUGGACGACAUGGAAGGGAGCGGAGAAGAAGGGGACUUGGAGGGCAGCGACAGCGAAGCGGCUCAGUGGGCAGACCAAGAACAGUGGUUUGGCAUGCAGUGAGGAGCCCUUGCCCUCAAACCAGCCUUCCCUGCCCCAGACCCUGGUGCUUGAGCGGAUCCCACAGGCUCUCCACCUCCUCCUAUCUUCCCCGUGUUUGAGAGAGAGCAUGGCAAACUGCCAAGAAGCUUUUUUCCCUCCUCUUCCUCCCCCCCCCCCCCCCCCCCCGCCUAGUGCCAGGUGUAGUUUCAGCUUUGCAGCUGGAAGCUAGCCAGCAGGCAACCUCCCUUCCCUUCCCACACUUGCCCUUGGGGUUGGAGCAGUACGCGAACCAUGAGGGAUUGUAGUUUUGUCCAAAGUCCUGGGAUGAGGAGGGGUCUUUUUUUUUAACCUGUUUCUCUAAGUCUAGAAACUUGUUGGAAUAGCAGAUGCUUUGUAUAUGAUGUGAAUGAGCAUAAAAAAGUGACAUUUUAUUCAAAAGAAAAUGUGGUUGAUAUCCAGUUCUUAGCAGGGAGAAAGUUCUUUUUUGCUUGCUGAAGCCAGGGUUCAAUCUCUCUACUUUCACUCUGUUUUGCAACAUCGGGAGAGCCUUAAGUGGAGACUUGCUGACCUGUGGAACAAUGUUUCUAUCUGAGAAUCACUCACUAGCACAAGACUCCUGUUCUAGGAGCCUGACUUUGAGCAUCAGCUAGAGCAGAUCACUUUUUGUGCCAUCCUGCAAUCAGUCGCUGCUGCGACAGGGCAGGUAGCUGUUUUCAGUAAGUUCCUUCUUCUUUGUGGUUCUCUUGGGCUGUUUGGCUCCCAGAAGCUUCCGUUUUGUGUCGGCAGAUCUGGGAGGAGUUGUGUUGGUUGGGAGCUGUGGAUGCUUAAUCCAGAGAGGUUUGCACCUUUGCCGAUUACCACAACUGAUUUAAUGGGUGAGCUGCUUCCCACCCCGUCACUGGUUUGUAGGCCAAAUAAAUGUGGCAACACUCCUGUUGGUUGAAAAAUG
Messenger RNA from Ornithorhynchus anatinus (platypus), 2815 nucleotides. RefSeq names its product anaphase promoting complex subunit 7 (gene ANAPC7). The coding region runs from base 391 to 1887 and encodes 498 amino acids. The transcript is spliced from 12 exons. The record is from RefSeq and is a predicted model, not a curated record. Lineage: Eukaryota; Metazoa; Chordata; Mammalia; Monotremata; Ornithorhynchidae. Gene Ontology annotation, biological process: cell division. Gene Ontology annotation, molecular function: protein binding.